UUGCAUAUUUGCAUUAGUAUAAUAUAAGAAAUGGGGAUGAUAAGCGAUCAAAGACAGAAGAGGAUAAGUGCAGAAGCUGAUUAUUGAAAUCCCAUUUCUCCACGUUAGGUUUUUGGCAAAGUUGAACACCUACCAAAAAAGGUCAUCAAGAAUGAAGCUCAUUUGGUCACCGGAGACGGCGUCGAAAGCUCUCAUCGACACCGUCAAAUCUUGCGAGAUCUUCAACGAAUCAAGUGCGGCGGAGCUGGUUUCGGCGAUGGCGGCGGGGUGGAACGCGCAGGUGGUGGUGGAGACGUGGCGGCGGGGCGGGGCGAUCGCGGCGAGCGUCGGCCUAGCGGUGGCGGCGCGGCACAGCGGGGGGAGGCAUGUAUGCGUGGUGGCGGACGAGGAGUCGAGGGCAGAGUACGUGAAGGGGAUGAGGGAGUCCGGCCGCGCAGCUGAGGUGGUGGUGGGGCGACCGGAGGAGGCCAUGGAGGGGCUCGAGGGGAUCGAUUUCCUCGUGGUGGACUGGCGGCGGAAUGAUCUCGCCAGAAUUCUGAGGGCGGCCAGGUUGGGACGGAGAGGGGCGGUUGUGGUGUGUAAGAACGCUAGUUCCGACGCUGCCGACGAUUUCCGCUGGCGGCAGGGGAAGUUGAGGAUCGUGCGGUCGGUGUUCUUGCCGGUGGGGAAUGGACUGCACAUCGCACAUGUUGGCGCCGCCUCUGGUGCUGCCGUGGUCACUGGCCGGAGCAGGUGGAUCAAACACAUUGACAGCCAGUCAGGAGAAGAGAUGGUUUUUAGGAGAUGAACUUUCAGUUGCAAUCAAUGUUACCUUCUUAACUGCGCCUUUUUUUUCUUAGCUUUUGUAUAAAUGUACAAUUUGUAUAUAAGGGAGAAGAGUUGACUCUUUACAGAAUCCACCACUAGUGGAUCUGCUUUAGCCUGAAGACAGAAAGAGAGAGAGAGGGGGGAUGAAUGAGUAAAAAUAAGGUGCCAAAUGCACCCAAGUAGCAAAUCUUUAUGAUGCAGUUGACAUUAAAUAAAACUAUGAAACUGUAUAUUGGAAGGCCAUUUAAGAUAUGUGGUACUCCUACAGGAUAGAUAAACUGCAUAUAUAACAAUGAGAUACUAUUAUUUAGUCCCAA
Molecule: messenger RNA, 1124 nt
Organism: Salvia splendens (bonfire salvia)
Lineage: Eukaryota; Viridiplantae; Streptophyta; Magnoliopsida; Lamiales; Lamiaceae
Exons: 3
Coding region: 152-787 (211 amino acids)
Source: RefSeq, a predicted model, not a curated record